AUGGAUCCAGAUGGUGGGUUCAGGAAGCGUCCAGUCUUCUGGUGGUUCACAUUGGAGGAUCAUCAAUGCAGUUUCUGGAGGAACGUUUCUGGUUCAUUUGGAGGAUUCGAUGGUGGUUCUUUCGAUGGCUCUAGAGGUGGUUCGUUUGGUGGUUCGUUUGGUGGUUCUAAAGGUGGUUCAAUUGGAGGUUCAGGUGGUUCAUUCGGAGGUUCUGGCGGCGGCUACUCAAGUGGUUCUUCUGGUUCGUUUGGUUCAUCAGAUGGUUCAUAUAGCGGGUCGUUCGGUGGAAAUUCUGGCGGUGUUCUUGCGAGUGGUUCAUUCGGUGGCUCAAAUGUCGGUUCUUUUGGAGGCAGUCAUUCAGGUGGUUCUUUUUUGGGGGGUUCUAAAGGUGGAUCGUUUGGUCAAUCAACUGGUUCACUUGGCGGGUCUGGUCGAGGUUAUUCACAGGGGAGUUCAUUCGGCAGUUCGUUAGGUGGUUCAAAUGGCGGCUCAAUCGGUGGUCAGACAGGCGGUUCGUUUGAUGGUUCGAGAGGCGUUUCUUUGGGUGGUUCUGGAGGUGGUUACGCAAACAGUGGUCCAUUUGGUGGAGGUAACACAGGCGGUACGGUCGGUGGUUCGAAAGGAAGUUCAUUUAGUGGUUCUGGAGGUGGCUACUCAAAUGGUGGUUCACUUGGUGGAUCGUUCAGUGGUUCAAAAGGCAGUUCGUUUGCAGGAGGUCAUACAGGUGGUUCAUUUGGAGGUUCAAACGCUGGCACUGGUGGAGGCCAUUCGAGUGGUUCGUUCGGUGUUUCGAAAGGCGGUUCGUUAAGUGGUACUGGAAAAGGUUACUUCGGUGGUGGGUCAUUUACUGGUUCGUCAGGUGGAGGCUCAGUUACCUCUGGCUACCUUCCUCCUACAGGACGGUAAAAGGCCUUCCCUAGCCUACUGUCCAUUCCUCUUUUGUCUUUUAUUCGUUCUGUCUUCAAGUCUUAUCUUCAUCCUUUAUUUAUUUUUUCCUUUAGGUUUUCAUUUGCUCCUUCUUUGACUGAUCCUUUGCCGCUUCCUUGCUCCUUGUUCAGUUUGGAUAAGCCAUAGCUCACAUCACGAGAGGAAGAAGAUAUUUAGAGUA
Messenger RNA from Eriocheir sinensis (Chinese mitten crab), 1108 nucleotides. RefSeq names its product keratin, type I cytoskeletal 9-like. Bases 1 to 906 code for a protein of 301 amino acids. NCBI's taxonomy places the organism in Eukaryota, Metazoa, Arthropoda, Malacostraca, Decapoda, Varunidae. The record is from RefSeq and is a predicted model, not a curated record. The transcript has a single exon.